Moneuplotes crassus is the source of this 1007-nucleotide messenger RNA. NCBI's taxonomy places the organism in Eukaryota, Ciliophora, Spirotrichea, Euplotida, Euplotidae. The record is from the annotation of a GenBank genome assembly.
AUGGGAAAUAAUCAACCGCAAAACGUUUGGACAUAUGAAGAGGUUUCUGAAAAAUAUGAGAAAGCAGUUACUACACGUUUAGAAGAAGAAGCUCAAUACAAAGAUUAUGAAGGGAGAAGGCAAUAUACUCAAGCUUAUUAUAAGGAAUAUCCUGAGGGGAAAUUUACAAGGAACUCAACGCUUAAUAUUGACCUGGAUAAGCAAGUGCAUCAAUAUUUCAUUGAUUAUUUGGGAUACAAACACUUGCCAUCUAUUUACUACUUAGGAGUUAAAGGGAUUCACAGAAAUUUUAUGAAUAAAACAGUAUUUUCAAGAUUUAAAAAAUAUCACAAUCGGGCUGAUAGGAUAAAAGAUAAUUUUGAUAGAUUUAGCAACUUCACCAACCACAACUUUCCAAGAGAGGUGGAGCACUUGCAACUUGAAGGGAGAAAUUUUGAUUUUAGUCUUUUUCCUGAAGAGCAAAUCCAAAUGAUUUCUCAAAAAAUAAAGUCAUCAAUCCACUUAAAAGGCUUUAAAAUGACAACCAGAGAUCUUCAGACAGUUCUCAAUGCUAACCAUCACUUGAAGAGGAUCUGUGUAGAUUCCUUAAAGAUUUCAGACCCCGAUGCAGAACUCGAGCUACAAGGAAGUUUUAGGAAUAUCGAAGAAAUCAUUUUACCAAAAAUUGGUCUUAGCAACAGAAAUAUAGAACAUAUUGUUGGUCACCUAAUUGCGAAAGAUGAGGAGUUUAACAACGAAAUUAUCCCUAAUAUAAUUAGACUAAAUCUUUACCAAAAGAACGAUGAGCAAUUCCUUCUUGAUAUGAAGCAGAAACUCCAGCGUAAAGGAUUUAGAGGAGUAUUUAAGACAACUAGAUCAGACAUCGCUCUUUGGAGAGGUAUUAAGAGAGUUUUAGGCUUCUUCUGGGGAAUCGGAAAGUUCAUGUUCAGAGUUACUCUGUUUCCCUUUGCUUACAUGUACAGAAUGAUCCAGGGACAUUAAUGGUUGAGAAAAUAUAUAAUUUGACC